AAUAGGAAACAAUUAAACGGUUAGCCGAUAUUUCAGAGGGACAUACGUAAGGCCCAUCAACAGGCAAACGAUAGUCAUAAUAAGUGGCCGCAAAUAUGAUAUCUUCAAACAACUUGGAGCCGUUGACACCUCAACGGCAUUUGGAGAUGACUACUGAACAGAAGAUAGUGACAUGUAAACGUGUAGGUCAAGCAAUUAAUAUGGCUGUCGAUCGUUUGGUGACAAUUGGGGAAAUUAUAGCUGAAGGAUUUCAAGAUAUCAAGGCUGAUAUGUUUGACUGCUGCAAAGAUGCUAGAGAUACUGGAAAAUCGAUUGAACAAUUGUGCUUAUCUGGCGAUAUGGUUAAUGAGGCUGGUAGUUUGGCAGUAGGUAUACCCAAAACGUUUGUAGAUCAUACGGCCAUUAUAUUGGCCUCUCGCUCCCUACUAACCUCUAUAACUAGAGUUCUGUUAUUGGUUGACAUAAUUGUGGUUAAACAACUAUUUACAUUCAAAUAUAAAGACAGCAAAUGUCCUCAGAAUCUGGAGUGUGUUAUGAACUUUACAAAAUUUGUGCAAGCGUUUUCUGCGUUUGGCACGGAAAUGGUUGAAAUGACCUGUUUGACAUCAAACGCUGCCAACAACAGCUUGAAAGAGGAAAGAAGGCGUUCAGAAAUUCUGUCUGCCCGCCAAGUUUUGGAUCAUUCUGUGAAAGUGCUGAUAACCUCAUCGAAAGUUUGCAUGAUCCACUACAAUUGCGUUAUAGCGAGAGAAAAUCGAAAUACGGUAUUUUGCCAAAUACGACGUGGCAUGGAUCAUAUACAUUUUAUAAUUAAGGAUGCGAUUCUAGAGUCUGAAUGGCAUUCAUCAAAGCAGCACUACUCCUACUACAACAACGAUGAGCGUGGCACCAUUCAUGCAACAAUACAACACUUUACCUAUCUAAUGCAAUGUUGCCGCUAUAAAACGAAACACACUGAUCCCUAUUUGAAUGCCAAACUUAAUCACAAUGUCUAUAGGAAAAAGUCCAUUGAAAAGCGCUGGCCGAUUGACAAUAAAAGCAAAAAACUAUACGACUCCAGCGGUCUACCCGAGGGUGAACGUUUGUUAAAUGAAUGCUAUGGCUUGGAUCACUACUCCACCAGCAGUAGCAGCAACAGUCCUAAGUACAAGACAAUCAGUCCAGAUUGCGUGUGUGGUGACCUCAUAGAAAAGAUCUUGAUAUCCUUUGAUCGAAUUUUAGAGAAUAUUCACGAUUUCACAGAUUCUCCCUAUACGAGCCAUGAAAUGCGUGAAAAUAUUUUAAUAUAUUGCGAUCACUGCACAAGAGAACUCAAUAAGUACCUACGGAAUGUUGUUGGUAAACAAGGUGAACAGCAACAAUAUUCCAAAGAUCAUUUUCAAGAUGAAUAUAUUGACACCGUGCUAGCGACAGUGAAAACGCUUUCCGAACAACUGAUCAAUUCUGCCCUUGAACAGUCGCGUGAAAUGUUUAAGGCUCUGAAAGUGUCUACUGAUCUAGUCAAUAACCUAAACGUGGCCAUUUCCCAACAAAACUUGCCGCAUUUUACACAACAAGUAAAUGAAUUUCAUGAACAUUGUGAUCAUAUACUGGAAGUGUGUAAGCUAUUACGACAUAUAGCUGUUCAAGAUGCUUUAAAAGAGCAGGCUAGUCACGUCUCGAUUAAUCUAAGAAUCUAUGGACCGCAAGUGAUAUUAGCUGCCAAAAUCUUAACAAAAUUCCCUUUAAGCAAUGUGGCUAGUGAAAACUUUGAUGCCUUUGUGGAAAUGUGGACUUGGCUGGUAACGGAGGUUACGUUGGUAUCGAAAAAGAUAUUGGAGUCAACGACCGACAUAAACGAUCACGAUUUGAAAUAUUUGUCUAUGGGAACGAAUGCUACUGCUGAAGUUAAACCGACUAAAACGGUUAAUUUUCAAAAUGAGCUACCUGUGGAAAUUGGAAAGGAGGUGGAUUUGGAAACCGAAACUGUUAAAAGAGAUCUACAGCCUCGCUGGAAUGAAGAGUUAUGUGAUAAUGAUAUAAUAAAACGAGCUAAAAAUUUAUCAGCCAUGGCGUUCUUAAUGUAUCAGUUUACUAAGGGAAAUGGUUCACUGAAAACCACCCAAGACCUCUUUACUCAAGCGGAAUAUUUCGCCGAGGAAGCAAAUCGUUUGUAUAAGAUUUUGAGGCAAUUUUCGUAUCAGGUUCCUGCUAGUCCACACAAAAAGGAUUUACUUAACAUUUUAGAUCGAGUGCCGACAUUUGUACAAUCACUACAAUUCACUGUAAAGGACCAUACCGUAGGUCCAUCAGCUACUUAUGUGAAAGUAGAUCAUGUUAUCAGGGAAACAAAAAAUUUAAUGUGCGUUAUCAAUAGUGUUGUGACAAAGUGCCUAGAAUGUGCUACCAAGUACAACUUGGACUUUAAUAGUGUUGCUGGCGGCAUAACGGCUGGUACUAUGGGUGCCGAUGAUUGUGGCGGCGGAGCCAUGGACUCGAAGGGUACUACCAAUAGCACUGAAGGCAGCAUGUGACAUUACGGGAUGGCUCGAAGAGCCAAAGGUGACACGCGUCGAACUCGCGUGUCCUUUUUACUUUUCUGAUUGUUAUUCAUCGAAUCUCUAGUUGUUACACUUUUAAACAAAUUUAAAUUUUCUGUAUGCUAUUUAUCGGUGGAUUUAAACGUAAUGUACUUCGUUGUGUAAAAAAAAAAACUUUAUUUUGUGGUUUACAUAUAACUAAAUGUACGUAUUAUACGUUAGGAACAUAAUAAUCAAAUUUUAGCAUGCGACGGACAAUAAUGUUUUUAAAAACUUUCAAUAUAUGAAGCAAGGGCGCAAACAAGGACGUAUAGAUCUGGUUUUACAAAAUAUUUUCU
Calliphora vicina (urban bluebottle blowfly) is the source of this 2857-nucleotide messenger RNA. It is a transcript of the gene alpha-Catr, whose product is annotated as alpha-catenin related. Gene Ontology annotation, molecular function: cadherin binding; actin filament binding. Bases 96 to 2513 code for a protein of 805 amino acids. NCBI's taxonomy places the organism in Eukaryota, Metazoa, Arthropoda, Insecta, Diptera, Calliphoridae. The record is from RefSeq and is a predicted model, not a curated record. Gene Ontology annotation, biological process: cell adhesion; Rho protein signal transduction. The transcript has 6 exons.